Erpetoichthys calabaricus (reedfish) is the source of this 1310-nucleotide messenger RNA. RefSeq names its product FCF1 rRNA-processing protein (gene fcf1). Bases 57 to 734 code for a protein of 225 amino acids. The transcript is spliced from 8 exons. NCBI's taxonomy places the organism in Eukaryota, Metazoa, Chordata, Cladistia, Polypteriformes, Polypteridae. Gene Ontology annotation, cellular component: small-subunit processome; nucleolus. The record is from RefSeq and is a predicted model, not a curated record.
AGCCGAGCAAAACGUACAAAGACGUAGUGGGAAGGCCCACCUUCUUGCGUCUUUGCAUGCGCCAGUUUUUCAGUGACGUAAAACUCGGGAGACACUGUUCCGUACAUGUUAGAUGCGUGGGGCUUUUCAUUCUAAAUAUGGGAAAACAGAAGCAAGCAAAAAAAUACGCAAAAAUGAAGCGGAUGAUAAGUCUAAAGGAUCAGAGAAUAAAAGAGCAGGAUAGAGCAAAAUCUCAACCAAAAAAGAAAGAAGAUCCAUCUGCAAUUAAGGAACAAGAAGUACCCAAGUACCCUUCCUGCCUUUUUUUUCAAUAUAAUACACAGCUUGGUCCUCCGUACUAUAUCUUGGUUGACACAAACUUUAUUAACUUUUCAAUUAAAGCAAAACUGGAUAUUGUGCAAUCUAUGAUGGACUGCCUGUAUGCCAAAUGCGUGCCAUGUAUUACAGACUGUGUAAUGGGUGAGAUUGAGAAACUGGGUCAGAAAUUCAGAGUAGCACUCAGAAUUGCCAAAGACCCACGGUUUGAAAGAUUACCUUGUACACACAAGGGAAUAUAUGCAGAUGAUUGCUUAGUCCAAAGAGUCACACAGCACAAGUGUUACAUUGUAGCCACAGUGGAUAGAGACUUGAAAAGAAGAAUUCGAAAAAUUCCUGGUGUCCCUAUCAUGUACAUUUCAAACCACAGAUACAAUAUUGAAAGGAUGCCAGAUGAUUACGGUGCUCCCAGAUUGUAAAGUACUGCACUAUGACAUUACUGUACAUAAAAGGCAUUUUCUACCAACAGGAAAAUAACUUGUUAAUAAACACCUUUGAAAUGAGAUGCAACGCAAUGGAAUAAACUGUACAUUUUAUUUACCAUAGUACUUUAUGAAGUACAUUCAUUAUAGGUUAAUUUUAAAAAGGAGCAAAUAUGCUAUUGUUAGAAAUGGUGCUGUAUCUUCAAUGCAGAUAAAGACCCAUUUAAACUUCUACUUUGAAAAUGAAGCUAUCAAUAAAAAUGGCUUGUAUAUGUUAUAUUUGUAUACAGUAUACUAUUAUGCCUUUAUUUUCUCUACUAAUGAGAAAUGGAUAGUUUAUUCACAGUAAAUUGGGUAGAAUGACUUAAGUUUUACUGUACCUAACACACAGCCUGUUUUAAUAUAGUAUUAAGAAAUUAAAUUCACCAUCAUUCAGAGUCUGUCAAUAGUUUGAUUAUUGUAUCAAAAAAUCCUGCAUUAAAAAAUAGAUAACUAUAUAACGUUGAGCCUUUUGCAAUUCUGGCAGAUGCAGACUUGUUGACUUUAAUAAAUGUUGUUUUGUUCUGAUUUUCA